Molecule: messenger RNA, 654 nt
Organism: Kalmanozyma brasiliensis GHG001
Lineage: Eukaryota; Fungi; Basidiomycota; Ustilaginomycetes; Ustilaginales
Product: Snf7
Exons: 1
Coding region: 1-654 (217 amino acids)
Biological process (GO): vesicle budding from membrane; late endosome to vacuole transport via multivesicular body sorting pathway
Cellular component (GO): multivesicular body
Source: RefSeq, a predicted model, not a curated record
AUGAACCGCCUCUUCGGCAGCAAAGCGGCGAAGCCCAAGCCCUCCCUCACAGACGCUAUUGCCUCGACCGAAACACGCGCCGACUCGGUCGAGGUCAAAAUCCGCAAGCUCGACUCAGAACUCACUCGCUAUCGGGAUCAGAUGCGCAAGAUGCGCGAUGGACCUGGCAAGACGGCGAUCCAACAACGUGCCCUUCGCGUCCUCAAACAAAAGCGACUCUACGAAAACCAGCUUGCCCAACUCCAACAACAAUCGUACAACAUGGAACAGGCGACCAUGACGACGGAGAAUCUGCGCAAUACCAUGGCCACGUUCGAUGCCAUGCAAACCGCCAACAAGGAGAUGCGCAAGACAUACGGCAAGAUCGAUCUGGACAAGAUCGAAAGUAUGCAGGAUGAGAUGGAGGAUCUGAUCGAAGCGGCGAACGAGGUGCAAGAGACCUUGGGGAGGAGUUACGGCGUACCGGAUGAGGUAGAUGAGGAAGAUUUGCAGGCGGAACUGGAUGCGUUGGAGGCAGAGGGCGGGUGGGAGGAGGAGGGCGAGAGUGUACCGAGCUAUUUGCAGAGCAAUACCGAGCUGCCCGACUUUGUGGAUGAACUGCCCACGGACGGGUCGGCCGAGGAGAACAAGGUCGAGGCGAUGCGCGCUGCGUAA